This is a messenger RNA of Silurus meridionalis, 1546 nucleotides long. It is a transcript of the gene ccl25a, whose product is annotated as chemokine (C-C motif) ligand 25a. Gene Ontology annotation, biological process: positive regulation of ERK1 and ERK2 cascade; G protein-coupled receptor signaling pathway; inflammatory response. The transcript is spliced from 5 exons. The record is from RefSeq and is a predicted model, not a curated record. Gene Ontology annotation, molecular function: chemokine activity; CCR chemokine receptor binding. Gene Ontology annotation, cellular component: extracellular region. Bases 128 to 457 code for a protein of 109 amino acids. NCBI's taxonomy places the organism in Eukaryota, Metazoa, Chordata, Actinopteri, Siluriformes, Siluridae.
CUUGUCUCAGGUGUCACCGCUAGACUCUUUAUAAAAGGGGAACCAUUUGAAGAGGUGAGCAGACUCCAGGAGACCAGAUUCAUUGCCUACACUGACUCAGAAAGAGACAUCACCUCCCAACUCAGUCAUGCGUUUCAUCCUGUUUGUUUCCGUUGUGUUCUUUUGUGCCCUCUACCAAACCCUGGCACAAGGCUCGUAUGAUGACUGCUGCUUAUCCUAUGUUGGAGAGGUUAAUGUAUUCAUCAAGAGACGAGUGGACAGUUACCGAAUACAGAAGCAGGAUGGAGGAUGUAAUCUUAGUGCAGUCGUGUUCAAACUGAUGGGAGGUCGGCAGCUUUGUGCUAGGCCGGAUGAGCGAUGGGUACAAAACCUCAUCAGAAAUGUUAAGAGGAAUAAAAAUAAUCCACAUAGAAGACGUCUCUACACCAAUAAGAAUAAACAAAAGAACAAAAUCUAAGCAUAGUCCCCACUGUCUUAGAUGAGCUUUGGAGUGCUGCCUGCACUGCGUCCAUUUCAUCCAAGACGCAAUGGUCUUUUCAGUACUGCCUGCAUGUUGCUGCUAUUACCACCAUGUACUUAUCUUCCUUAAUGUUUUUUUUUCCUCCUAUGGCUCAGUGCAAAGGUCUGGCCAUUCAUGUGCAAGCAAGAAGGAUAUAAGGCCUAGUUACUGAAUGACAAAAAGCAUCUAUAAAUGUGCUUUCGCAACACUUAUAAUCUACAAUAUAAUCAAAAUGUGGGUGGAACAGUUUUGCAGUCUAACCAAAUAUUCUGCCAUUUCCUUAUGAGAUUAUAGCGUGUAUCUCAAGUAAAGCAACCGCUGAACUUGCCUAUUGAGUGAUGUGUAAAUAAGUCUACUUUUAUUCAUUUUAUAAAAUUCAAUGACUGCAUUUUUACUCAUCAUCAGCUAUGUAAAACUUUAAGAUUUAUUUUUAAAGACUAUCUAUGAGAACUAUUAAGUGCAAGCUAAUAAAGUAGAGAGGAAAUUAUAUUUUUUGUACUGUUAGAAUACCUUUUAGAGAUUACAAAAACAAUAUGACUGUCAUCUUUAUUACUUUGUUUCUUUACUGUAACCCGUCAAGCUUUAGAAUUUUUCUUUUUACAAUAAUGCUGUAAAUGUUUGACUAUCUUUAAAUCGUUUUUGAUUUGCUAGGGAAAAAAAUUAAUUCUGGCUAUAACUGCUGUUCUUCUGAUAAAGUAUUUUAUUAUUGCUAGUCAAUAAUUAUAUAACUAUCAGUGUGUGACUACUUCUGUUUUGGUAUGGUUUAAAAAAUACAUGGUAGCAUUUUAUCAGUUUUUUUAUAUGGAAUUCCCGAGUGUGACUAAGAGGAAAAGAUCCACAUUAUGUAUGUAAUAAAUUGUGCUAUAUCAUUUCAUUCACUGAAAAUGUGAUGUUUAAAUUGAUGAUGAAAUUGAUAGCAAAAUGUACAAGCUUACUUAAUGGUGUGUAUGUCUGUGUCUGAGGUGCUACGCCAACGAAUUAUAACCAAUUUGUAUCUAUUGUAUCUGACUUGCCACAUAUAUUAAUAAAAUACAUAUUUUAUAUUAA